Messenger RNA from Mollisia scopiformis, 795 nucleotides. RefSeq lists its product as uncharacterized. Bases 1 to 795 code for a protein of 264 amino acids. The transcript has a single exon. NCBI's taxonomy places the organism in Eukaryota, Fungi, Ascomycota, Leotiomycetes, Helotiales, Mollisiaceae. The record is from RefSeq and is a predicted model, not a curated record.
AUGCAGAUCCCAAACAGACUCACCAAAGGCGCAAAAGUCGCAAACAGUGCAAUCCCUUCCGGAUCGUCUUCUUCUGUUGUCCCUGAGAAGCGCAACAAAGCCCCGAAGCCAAAGUCUAUUCAGAUCAAGUUCGUUCGUCUGCGAUCGGCCACAGCUGACGUUACCAUCUUGGCCUCUGGAGCCACAUUCAACCAUGUCAAGCUCACGAACUCCACUUACGCUGAUGGUACAAACCAACAAGUAGCAUCAUACCCAUUCCAAACCAAUGGCUAUGAUUUCGCCCGCCACUUCGCCGAUCGCAUGUCGACUCCAGAUCGAGUGAACUUCUUAUCGAAGCACUGGAUCGAGAUAGUCGUCGUCGUUGGGUCAAAUCCUUCCGCCCUUCUUGCGCAAAUGUACAAACUCGGCCCAGACUUCGCCCACCACGUCAAGAAUCUCGACGUCAAGAUUCAACUUCCGCCGUUGUCUCAGAUCAACACACCUCUGAACCUCAUCUCUGCUUCUCCAGGAUACAAGCUCGUCGAAGAGAUCGCCGCUGAAGUGGACACAUACACAGCCUUGUUGAAGUUGAACGUUGUCCUUUCGAUGCCUCAUACGUUUGCGAGAGGUAUGCAUGACUCUCAACUGAGUCAUGUGCUGCCUUUCUAUCAAGUGGCGUUCACGAAGUGGACUUUUAAGUACCAGACGCCCGGCAUGCGCUUCCCGGAUAUUAGUCCAAAGGGCGACUUGGAACGUCUGGGUCAACUCAACGACAAGGCUACGCUGGGUAAUCAGGAUGGUCAGGAUGAGAUGUGA